AUGUAUAGACAAAUACCUUUAUCUGUUGCGUUCAGUAGUGAAAACCCUGACGUCAAAAUAAAGGGGAACAGAGUAACGUUUAAGUUUCCAACAGACUGGAUUGUGAACAUAAAUGAAGAGAAGUACAUUGGCAUAACAUCUAUGUAUAUAACACGUGCUUUCAGAAAGGUUGACUUUAUACUUCAAGUCGAGAUAGAAAAUGACGAACAGUCUUUAAGCGCCCAAAACAUUCACAUAUACAAAUACUUUAAAGACGAUACAACAUUGUUGCAAUGUAUGAUUUCAUUUAAUGAGAUGUUCGAGAAAAAGUUUAACAUUGAAGUACAAACUUUACAGCCUUUACGUGAGUUUCUUGCACAACUGAAAGAAGAAGGUAGUCAGCCACAACUUAUAGACUUUCAUUAUGAAUUUAAUGAAAAUGAAGAUGGAACUCAUGACUGUCAGUUUGUUGUAUUCUCACCAUUCAAUGAAGUCGCUAAAAAGAAAGAAAAUCCAUUACGUAUAAGAUUUCAAAUCUCUGAACCAAGUGAUGAUUUCAAGAAUGUUUUCAAUUAUGAUGCAAUGCUUCCGAGGAAAAAUGAAUUUUCAAAGAUU
Trichomonas vaginalis G3 is the source of this 594-nucleotide messenger RNA. RefSeq lists its product as uncharacterized. The record is from RefSeq and is a predicted model, not a curated record. The annotation marks the transcript as partial. NCBI's taxonomy places the organism in Eukaryota, Parabasalia, Trichomonadida, Trichomonadidae. The transcript has a single exon.